AAUGGUAAAAGAAUUUGUUCUUGUGGGAUUUACAAAUCAUCCAGGGCUUCAGGUUCCCCUCUUCAUGGUGUUCUUAGGUAUCUACAUCAAAACAAUGGUGGAGAAUAUUGUGCUGAUUCUGCUUAUCUGGAUAAACUCUCAACUUCACACUCCUAUAUACUUCUUCCUUGCUGCUUUAGCUUUAGCUGAUGUUUGUCUUUCAACCACAGUGAGCAGCCCUAAGAUGUUGUUGAGCUUUAUAACUGAAAAUAAAAUGAUAUCUUUAUCUGAAUGCAUGGUACAAAUCCUUUUUUUUUUCCUAUUCAGUGCAACCACAGAAUGUUUUCUUCUGACUGCAAUGGCAUAUGACAGAUAUGUAGCCAUCUAUAAGUCCUUGCUUUAUCCAGUGGUGAUGACUAAUAAGUUAUACAGCCAAUUAUCAGUUUUUUCAUAUGUACUUGGUUUUCUGCAUUGCAUGUUUCAUGAAGCUUUAUUAUUUAGAUUAAGUUUCUGCUACUCCAAAAUUUAUCAUUUUUCUUGGGAUAUCAUAUAUUUAUAUAAAAUUUCUUGUACUGAUCCUUCCAUUAAUAUUCUGAUGGUUUUUAUCUUUUCUGGGUCAAUUCAAUUCUUUACCAUUUUGACUAUCCAAAUUCUUAUACUUGUAUUUUUUAUUAUUGUCAAUUAUAAUAUCUCAAAAAGGAAGAAGCAAAGACUUCUUCACUUGUAG
Sarcophilus harrisii (Tasmanian devil) is the source of this 706-nucleotide messenger RNA. Its product is annotated as olfactory receptor 5H2-like. NCBI's taxonomy places the organism in Eukaryota, Metazoa, Chordata, Mammalia, Dasyuromorphia, Dasyuridae. Gene Ontology annotation, cellular component: membrane. The record is from RefSeq and is a predicted model, not a curated record. Gene Ontology annotation, biological process: sensory perception of smell; G protein-coupled receptor signaling pathway. Gene Ontology annotation, molecular function: olfactory receptor activity; G protein-coupled receptor activity; odorant binding.